AUGCAGGCCGGAGAGUCCCUCCCCGGCACUUCCAGGGCCGGGGGGCUGCCCCCGCUCGCAGGUGGUUCCAGGAAGCCGAGCAAGCCCCUGGAUGAGACACUGCCUGCGGCAAGUGUGGCCCUGGCCUACCCGGAUGCCCUCCCUGCCAAGAGGGUGGGAGGGCAUGCCUGGAAGGUCUGGCUCGUGUGUGGCGACUGUUUCCUCAUAGUACUGGUCCACCUGUCCAAGGACGCCGACGGCUCCUACGGAUUCAACCCCAUUGCCGUGAACCUGCUGGUGGAGGUGGUGAAGACCCUCUUUGCGCUGGGCACCCUCAUCGCAUACGGCACCGGGCGCCCAGGGAUUCCCCUGACGCACAGCCUGGAAUCUUUCGCGCGCGACGCGUCGCACAACCGCCUGCUGGCGGUGCCGGCGCUGCUGUACGCGGUGAACAACUACCUGAAGUUUGUCAUGCAGCUCUACUUCAAGCCCACCACGGCAAAAAUGCUGGGCAACUCCAAGAUCCUGGUGAUCGCAGUGCUGAUGCGCAGCGUGCUGCGUCGCUCCUUCACCACCUUCCAGUGGGAGGCGCUGUUCCUGCUGGUCGCCGGCAUCACCGUGAACCAGCUCAACUACUGCGCGGGUCAGGGGGUGGGGGGCAUGGACGCCGUGACCCCGGCGGCCGUGGCCUUCACACUGUCCUCCAUCACCAUCCCCUCCCUGGCCUCCGUCUACAACGAGGCGGCGCUGAAGAGGCACAUGGACACCUCCGUCCUGCUCCAGAACUUCUUCCUGUACUUUUACGGCGCCUGCUUCAACGCCGUCGGCCUGCUGGCGGUGGCGGGGGCGCAGGGCUCCGGCAUCGGCCACCUCUUCCACGGCUUUGGCACGGUGACCCUCCUGCUGGUGGUUAACAACGCGCUUCAGGGCAUCCUGUCCUCCUUCUUCUUCAAGUUUGCUGACACGAUCCUGAAGAAGUACAGCAGCACCAUUGCCACCAUUUUCACGGGGAUCAUGAGCGCGGCCCUGUUCGGGCAUGCCCUCACCCUCAACUUUUGCCUGGGCGUGUCCAUCGUGUCGCCCAGCAUGGACCAUCUGGCACUGCGUGGACCGGAGGGGAAGGCGGUGGACCUGGUGACUGCGGCCGAGAGCGGAAUGCACGGUCGCAGAAUAUCGCAGGCGGAGCCAUUGCUUCCGCGAUAA
This is a messenger RNA of Auxenochlorella protothecoides, 1182 nucleotides long. RefSeq names its product putative UDP-sugar transporter protein SLC35A5. The transcript is spliced from 6 exons. Gene Ontology annotation, cellular component: Golgi membrane. Gene Ontology annotation, molecular function: pyrimidine nucleotide-sugar transmembrane transporter activity. Gene Ontology annotation, biological process: pyrimidine nucleotide-sugar transmembrane transport. Bases 1 to 1182 code for a protein of 393 amino acids. NCBI's taxonomy places the organism in Eukaryota, Viridiplantae, Chlorophyta, Trebouxiophyceae, Chlorellales, Chlorellaceae. The record is from RefSeq and is a predicted model, not a curated record.